UAGUAUGUCAAGAGGUACGACGGUUAAUGACUGACCUGUAGUAAUUUAAACCAAACCAUCUCAGAAGCUUUGGAAGGAUAUAGUUAAGACCACAUAGGUGAAAAAGACUAGAUCCACUUUUCAUGCUUUUAUGCAGAAUAAAUAUCCUCUUGUUACAAAUAAUAUUGGGCUGCCGAGCAUUGAGCUUUUUUCCUUUGAACUCUCUACUGCUGCUGCCUCUGGCUGAAGUAUCCCUAACUUCAAGUACUUUCUACAAACUGGUGACUAUUGAGUAAACCAUGAACGCUGUCACACAGAAUAAACCUGCCACCCGGGUGGUGAUUUUUGGUGGGACACAUGGAAAUGAGAUGUCUGGAGUGUCUCUGGUUAAGCAUUGGCUCCAGGACCCAUCUGAACUACACAGGGUAACAUUUGCUGCAGAGCCUUUUCUAGCUAACCCCCUUGCUGUGGAGCACUGUGUGCGAUACAUAGAUACAGACCUCAAUCGCUCUUUCUCACAAGAGCUCCUAAGUGCCUGUAGUUCUGAGGGUGAUCCAUAUGAAGUGAAACGGGCUAGAGAAAUUUACAAGAAAUUUGGAGCAAAGGAGUCUUAUGAUUUUGUGUUUGACCUUCACAACACAACUUCUAACAUGGGUUCCACUUUACUCCUCUGUAAAGCCGAUGAUUACCUCGCAUUGCAUUUGGCAAAUUACCUACAGUGUAACUGUGUGGAUUACUCUUUCCCAUGUAAUGUCUACCUCGUUGAUGUAGAAGAAAGGAACAACGUUUACCUGCAGAAUAUCGGAAAGCAUUCUCUGUCCCUUGAGCUGGGCCCACAGCCUCAAGGAGUGACAAGAGCCGAUGUUCUAGCAAGAAUGAGAGAGCUUGUUAACUGCAGCUUGGAUUUCCUUGACCUUUACAACCAAGGAAAAGAGUUUCCAAGUUUUGAAAUGGAUAUAUACAGAGUAACAUCCAGAGUGGAUUUCCCACGAGAUGUUGAUGGUGAAAUAGAAGGAUUUAUCCACAAGGAACUACAGGAUAGAGAUUACCAUCCUUUAAAGCCUGGUGAUCCAAUCUUCCAGACCCUUACAGGUGAUGAGCAGUCCUUUGAUGGGGAAAAAGUAAUCUAUCCAACUUUUAUCAAUGAAGCUGCAUACUAUGAGAAGAAGGUAGCAUUCAUCGCUACUGAAAAGGUCCACCAAGUAGUUCCAGCCCUUAGAGUGCAAUGUUAGAUGUUGUUUCUGAACGGUAAAGCCAAAGACUGAAGAAAGAUUCCUUUCUGGUCCAGUAACAGUUGUAGUAUAUGGGAUUACAAAGUGUCUUAAAAUGUUACCAAAUAUUUUCAAAUGCAUUCUGAAACAAACAUUUUUAGUACUUAUGCAAGCUCAAAGACUGUGUUACUGAAUAAUUAAAUGCCUUUUAUAUUUUCUAUCUCAUAUAAACAGCUGCUAUUUUACUGGAAAAGUGACGUAAAAUAUUUUAAUAAUUACCAAAAGAUGUAUACAACACAUUGAAGGCUGGACAUCUUCGAUAAUGUUUGUAAAACAUGAUUUUAUCUUCAAAGAUUCAUCUUCUUUUUAAUGCUUCUUUCUGAAUGUAUGACAAAUGUCUUCAAUUUAGAUGUGUAAAUGUUGGUACUGUCCUUUGAUUGCUGCUAAAUUAUUUUAAAAAGAUGUAAUAUAAAGCUCUGUAAUAUAAAGCUCCUUUAUGGAACAAAUGAAAAA
Spea bombifrons (plains spadefoot toad) is the source of this 1703-nucleotide messenger RNA. Its product is annotated as N-acyl-aromatic-L-amino acid amidohydrolase (carboxylate-forming)-like. Gene Ontology annotation, molecular function: hydrolase activity, acting on ester bonds; aminoacylase activity. The coding region runs from base 279 to 1211 and encodes 310 amino acids. The transcript has 7 exons. Lineage: Eukaryota; Metazoa; Chordata; Amphibia; Anura; Pelobatidae. The record is from RefSeq and is a predicted model, not a curated record.